AUGGCUACUCCUUCAAAAAGAUGGCUUCCUCUUGAAGCUAACCCUGAUGUCAUGAACCAGUUCCUUUCUGGUCUUGGUCUUCCGGAGGAUCAAGCUGGGUGCUACGAUGUUUAUGGAUUGGAUGAAGAGCUUUUGGAAAUGGUUCCACAGCCUGUUCUUGCUGUGCUUUUUCUUUACCCUCUCACCGCCAAGUCUGAAGAGGAGAGGUUGCAACAGAAUAAAGAAAAAACGGAAUAUAACAAGAAAGUGUAUUUUAUGAAUCAAACUGUGGGUAAUGCUUGUGGGACAAUAGGGCUUCUUCAUGCUCUUGGUAACAUAACUUCUGAAAUCAAGUUUGUUGAGGAGUCGUUCUUUGAUAAGUUCUUCAAAUCUACUGCAAACUUGGACCCAAUGCAGCGUGCUUUGUUUCUUGAGAAUGACUCAGAGAUGGAGGUGGCUCAUUCUGUAGCAGCCACUGCUGGUGAUACAGAGGCAUCAGAUAACGUCGAUACUCAUUUCAUCUGCUUUGCUUGUGUGGAUGGUGAACUUUAUGAGCUUGAUGGAAGAAAGUCAGCACCAAUAUCACACGGCCCGUCCUCACCAAGUACUCUGUUGAAGGAUGCAGCUAAAGCCAUCCAGAGCAUAAUUCAGAAGAAUCCAGAUUCUAUCAAUUUCAAUGUCAUUGCAAUAUCAAAGAAAGAGUGA
Molecule: messenger RNA, 684 nt
Organism: Lathyrus sativus (Indian pea)
Lineage: Eukaryota; Viridiplantae; Streptophyta; Magnoliopsida; Fabales; Fabaceae
Source: the annotation of a GenBank genome assembly